UGGCGAGGGAGAAAACAUGACAGGCGUCCUGCUCCCCUGACGGUUCUCCGGGAUGCAGUCAUAGUUGUGAGGCCGGACAUGGUGUGAAUCUCGGGGGUCGCUGUGGUGGAUGCAGGAUGAUGUGCGCCGCACCCCUGGAGACAUCGAUAAGAAGAACACGGCUCGGUCCUUCAGUGCCCCACAGCACAUCCGGAUUUUUCCUAGACUGUGGUGCACAAUUUCCAGUAUGGCUGAAAAGACAAUGGAGCCGGGCUCCGUCAGCAUCCCCAUGGAGGAGACCAAGCUCCCCGGCGGGGCCCCCCAGGAGGCGCCGCUGCUCACCCACCUCAAGAAGGUGGAGAACCACAUCACCGAGGCCCAGCGCUUCUCCCACCUCCCACGCCGCUCCGCCGUGGACCUGGAGUUCAUUGAGCUCUCUUACACCAUCCGGGAGGGUCCCUGGUGGAGGAGGAGAGGUUACAAAGCCCUCCUUAAGUGUUUGUCUGGAAGAUUUAGCAGCAGAGAGCUGAUCGGCAUCAUGGGGCCGUCUGGUGCCGGGAAAUCCACUUUGAUGAAUAUUCUGGCAGGGUACAGGGAGACCGGCAUGAAAGGCACCAUCCUGGUGAACGGCCGGCCGAGAGACUUGAGGACUUUCAGGAAGAUGUCCUGCUACAUCAUGCAGGACGACAUGCUGCUGCCGCACCUCACCGCGAGGGAGGCCAUGAUGGUUUCAGCCAAUCUGAAACUGAAUGAGAGCAUGCAGGUCAAAAAAGAGCUGGUGGAUGAGAUCCUGACCGCUCUGGGCCUUCAGGAGUGUGCUCAGACGCGCACCAACGCUCUCUCCGGGGGUCAGUGCAAACGACUGGCCAUUGCUCUGGAGCUGGUCAACAACCCGCCCGUCAUGUUCUUUGAUGAACCCACCAGUGGCCUGGAUAGCGCGUCGUGCUUCCAGGUAGUUUCCCUCAUGAAGUCUCUGGCUCAGGGAGGAAGGACAAUCAUCUGCACCAUUCAUCAGCCCAGUGCCAAGCUCUUCGAGAUGUUUGAUAAGCUGUACAUCCUCAGUCAGGGUCAGUGCAUAUACAAGGGCACAGUCCCGUACCUCAUCCCUUACCUGAAGAACCUGAACCUCCACUGCCCCACGUACCACAAUCCCGCCGAUUUCAUCAUUGAGGUGGCGUCGGGGGAGUACGGAGACCUGAAUCAAGUGCUGUUCCAGGCGGUGCAGGGUGGGCUGUGCUCAGAGGAGGGCAAGAAGAACUCCAGGGACAAGAGCGACUCGUCCUGCCCCUCUCAGUGUCACAGUGACACGGGGACCCUGGAGAAGCACAGCUUUGCCACCAGUACAUUCACGCAAUUCUGUAUCCUCUUCAAAAGGACUUUUGUUACAAUAUGCAGGGACACGGUGCUUACUCACCUCAGGGUGAUGUCCCAUCUGUCAAUCGGAGUGCUGAUUGGUCUGCUUUACCUGAAAAUUGGAAAUGACGCCAGCAAGGUUUUCAACAACACUGGCUUCCUCUUCUUCUCCAUGCUGUUCCUCAUGUUUGCUGCGCUGAUGCCAACAGUACUAACCUUUCCACUGGAGAUGUCUGUGUUUGUGAGGGAACAUCUCAACUACUGGUACAGCCUGAAGGCGUACUAUUUGGCUAAAACUAUGGCCGACAUACCGUUCCAGGUGAUAUGUCCGAUCAUGUACUGCAGUAUAGUCUACUGGAUGACCGAACAGCCGCCGGAAGCCGGACGCUAUCUGCUUUUCGUAGCCUUGUCCACCUCCACAGCCCUGGUAGCCCAGUCGCUGGGUCUGCUGAUAGGAGCUGCGUCCACGUCCCUGCAGGUGGCAACAUUCGUGGGUCCCGUCACAGCCAUACCCGUCCUCCUCUUCUCCGGCUUCUUCGUCAAUUUUGACACCAUUCCCAAAUACCUGCAGUGGAGCUCCUACGUGUCCUACGUCAGGUAUGGCUUCGAGGGGGUGAUACUCUCCAUCUACGGGAUGAACCGGUCUGAACUGGAGUGUCCAGAUCCCAUCUGCAAGUUUCAGAAGCCGGAGGAGGUCCUGCAGCUGCUGGAUGUGGAGGACGCCAAGCUUUACGUGGACUUCAUGGUGCUGGGCGUCUUCUUCCUCAUCCUCAGACUGGCCACCUACUUCGUUCUGCGCUACAAAGUCAAGUCGGAGCGCUGAGGUUUCCGGACGCGGCCACUGGUGGAUCUGGAUGCUCGUGCAUAUCCCGACAGUGUGAGAUAGCAAGAAACCAUAUAGUCUCUCUUCCUCUGCCACAUAUACAAAGACAAAUCCGACACAUAUCAUCAUCAGAAAGCUGUGCUGCACCAUUACACAAACUGUACAGUAGAACACAGACUGGAGCUAUUUGCUAUUCAAGAAAAACUAAAUUAUAGUUAUCCUAUCUCCUGCCCGUUAUUAGUUGCCCACAAGGCAACAUAAUUCCUCAAAUUCCUCAAAAAACUAUAUACUAUUGUGUAUCUGCACCAUAAAUGAACACAACCUCCAACAAAGAACCAGACAGCAUGUUUGGAUCUGUCAUUUUUGUUAAAUUUGAGUCCCGGGCCGAAGCCUAAAGCGAAGCCUGGGGUCUGAAGUGGAGCCAUAUAACGCGUCUUGGUGCAGGAGUGUCCAGUAAACUGUAGCUUCUCAAUCCAGUGCCUGAGAAAUAAUCCCAGAUCAGCAUCCAAAUCCAGUGAAUUGGUACGUGAUUGCUCCAAACGCAACAAAAUCACCCAGGAGCGAGAUUUCCCCCUCUUCUGAGUGGAUGCUCUAACAACGGCUUAUCUCGCUCUCCCGCACGAUGGUCUUAUCAGAUGAAUUUGCCAAGAACCCGAUAACUUCUCCGAUAAAACCGACUGCCGGAGGACGACCUUCUCUGCUUUCCGUCUCCGGCGUGGAUUAUCUUUGCGGAAUUUCCCUCCCGUCACGGACGACGGACGGCGGUCGAACGUUCUGAAAAAGAGGGAUGAAGUCCUCGUGAAACUCUUUGGCAGAUGCGGCCCGAUGUGGAUCCGCCCCACGUGACCACACCUGCAAGCAGGCCGUCUCCUGCUGAACAUGUUUGUUUCUGCCAUGAACGAGGAAGCGUCUGGCAAAUCCGGAGCAAAAUGUGAAAGCGACGCUGUCUGGAGGGAAUCUGUGUGUGAGUGAAGUGCAAUAGCAAACAACAUACUGUUCUACAGUUUAAAAAAAAAAAAAAACAAACUCCUGAUGUUUCUCUAAUCAGUGUCACUGUUUUGACACGACUCUUUGAAAUGCUUGUUUCCACUCGUAUGACUCUAGCUGCCUCCUCCCUGAGCUGCGACCGGAAGCACCCUGGUCCCCCCCCACCCCCCCUUCCCCUCUCGUUCUCCCUGCUUUGCUGAUGUCUGACAGAUGUGUGUUUGUCCAAAAACAAUGCUAGAUACUUGAAAUGCUGGCUGGGCAGUUUUUUUGUGCCUCUAAACUAGAAUGAUAUGAGUUUCCUCCGCUUUAUUUGUUUGCACACACACCUCAUGUCUACUUACAUAUUGCUGGGCCCCCCCCACACACACACACACACAAACACACACAUACGCAUACACACACACACAUACGCACACACACAUACACACACAUUCACCUCAGCAAUGUUAGAAAAGCCUCUCCUAGUCACAAGGCAAUGCAAAUAUUUUCAAAUAGACUUGCUAUGAAAUAUUUCUUACUCAAACUAUGCUACUUAGUAAUCCUUAUUAUAAUGCAUAAAAAUAAUGUGAGUAUAUAAUCAAUGAUUGUACAGUGAAUAUGUCAUGCUGUAAACAAAUGUACAUUUGCACUUUUUUCUGUGUAUGUUUUUUUUUUAAUUUAUUUAUUUGUAUUUAAUUUUAUUUUUAUAUAUCCAUGUGACAAGUGCUGCUUCAAAGUAUAACGAGAAAACAGCAACUGACUGUUGCAUGUUCACUCUAGGAAUGAAAUUUAUGGAAUAUUAAAUUUCAACGUAUAGCAUCAUGAUUUUUAUUAUUAUUAUUAUUAUUUAUUUAUUUAUUUCACCCAAAUGUAAAGUAUCCAGGAAUGUCUGAGGACGUGCAAAGUCCUCUCCUCUCCAACAAAAUAUUUUUAGAAACUCUGGACUCGAGUGUGCGUCACUGCUGUGGGUAAAAAAAGAAAGAAGAAAGAGAAUAACGAUAAGAUGAAAGUGUGUGAAGUGUGAUAGACGGAGGAAAGUGAGGGUAAGUCAUUGAGUGCGUAAAGCGAGCGGCAGUCGGAUCAGUUAGCAGAUCAGUCAUUAAUGAUCGGCUUCACUCAGAGGCAGAAGUUUCGAUCCUGUCACCGAUAGCAAUAGUCCACAUUGUGAAGUUUCAUUGUUAUACCUCGACCGCAGUCCUCUGGCAUCCAUCAUGGCACACUUGUUUCUGUACUUAUUAUGUGCAAUAACCAUCCAAAGGUAUUUUCACUCUCCAGGAGGGAGAAAAAAAUGUGACGCUGCAAUCUGAAGUUUUUAUUUUUUGUUAUCUUAUAAUCUGAUUUUCAAUCUGAGGGACACGUGCAGCAUGACCAGAAGGAGAUGAGAGAGCGCCGUCUUGAGUUGGUGCCUCUGGACAGAUGUUGUGCAUUUUAACAUCAGACGUUGCCAAGAUUAUUGGUUCACAAGCCAGGCCAGAAAACGUGUAGCAUGGAGGGAAAAAUCCCGUCAAGGCAGUUUUUUUUUUUUUUUUCUCGAAGAUAUGUAACUCAGUCCUUAAAUUCUUUCAGAGGCAAUAAUAGAAUCCCUUUGAAUAUGACAUUACUGCAUGAACAGAAACACUCCAGCCCACAGAUAAUUAGCCGUGUCGGCACAGUUGUGCAGUCGGGGGAAGUUUGUCCAAAGGUUGAAGGCUUGUCGUACCAAAGGAUAAAAUAAUUGUCCUUCUUCUGCCCUGAACUGGGAGCAAUUAUUUUCCAGACUUCUCAUUUAGAAAGUGCAUGAUCCCAAAUAUACAUCCUACACUUCUAUGAUACUGUGCUGUUUCGGGAGGUUUCAUGACUGUUGUCUAUUCAAGCUCAUGAAAGUGACGAGAUCCAGACUGAUUAAAUUAUCAAGCAAAAUGAAACAUUAAGAGGUUUUAACGUUAAGGGGGACGCUGCUGCUGAUGGGUAGAUGUUCAGAUCAAAAUCUUCCACGGUCUUUUGACACUUACUUCCUUUUUUUUUUAACCUUUUCACAGCUUUGUCAGUUCAUCAUUAGUAGCCACCAGACCUUUGUGCACUCUAUCAUGCAUGGUAAAUAAUGAUAUGCAGGCUAUCCCUACAGAAAGCUUUUAUUUUCAAUCUGAUAAUGACUGAUGGACAUGGAGACUGUUUUACACCGAUUAUUGUUUUGUUUUUGUUCAUUUAAAAAAAAAAAACAUUUUCUGUUCAAUUUAUGGUUUCUCAACUCAAAAAAUGCAACUUCUGUAUACUGAACGCUGUUUCAAGGAUUAUAAUAAAGAAAAUUUAUAACCUU
Molecule: messenger RNA, 5417 nt
Organism: Salarias fasciatus (jewelled blenny)
Lineage: Eukaryota; Metazoa; Chordata; Actinopteri; Blenniiformes; Blenniidae
Gene: abcg4a
Product: ATP-binding cassette, sub-family G (WHITE), member 4a
Exons: 15
Coding region: 110-2155 (681 amino acids)
Biological process (GO): transmembrane transport; cholesterol efflux; cholesterol homeostasis
Cellular component (GO): plasma membrane
Molecular function (GO): ATP binding; ATP hydrolysis activity; ABC-type sterol transporter activity
Source: RefSeq, a predicted model, not a curated record